This is a messenger RNA of Procambarus clarkii (red swamp crayfish), 869 nucleotides long. RefSeq lists its product as uncharacterized. The record is from RefSeq and is a predicted model, not a curated record. Lineage: Eukaryota; Metazoa; Arthropoda; Malacostraca; Decapoda; Cambaridae.
UUAAGGAGCAUCCUACAAAUAUUAAAUCUAAAGAUGAGACUGCGGUGGUUACUAAGCGCUGCCCUGAUAAUAGCGGUAAUGGCGUUAAUGCAAGCGUUCCCUCUGCCCUUCGAUUCACAAAUCCCAAAGGAAAGACAUACUAGAUCGACGCUUAAUGAAGAGAGUAAACUACAAUCAGAGACUGAAAAUUUCGUCAAAGACUUAAAAAAUCUGGCUAUUAAUUUGGAGCAGUGGAUCGGAGAGUCUGAGACGGUGACCUGGCUAAAGGAAAAGAGCAUGGCCCUGCAGAGGAAGUCCAUAUAUGAUUUGUCAAACGACAUUAGCGAUCACUUCGGCAACAUCGAUUAUGUUGCCACUUGGUUUUCUGAGAAUUUUGCAGAAUAAUGUCGCCUCGUCUUUUCACCCGUCAUAUUAAAUGUCGUAAUUUAUUCGCCCACUUAAAUCUUUUAACAAUUACUUUAUAAUUGUUAAAUAAGAUUAUAGGCGAUUAUUUAACCCUAGCUUAAUUGUAAUUUGUCCUAGCGCAUUAUUCAAACUUUAAGUUUAAUUAAUCAUAAGGCGGAUUUAAAGUGCUUUCCUAGAGACGGACUAUACUGCUUGUCUAGAUAAAUGCCGAUAUUAUACUAGGAUUAAUAUUGGUUAAUAUACAGUAAUAACUUUUUUAUAUUGUAUAGAUAUUAAAGAUGACUGCAACUGCAGAAUAAACCCAGAUAGUCUGAAGCACAUCGCUUAAAAAUGUGCCAGAUAUUUGAUUAUGGUAAGUGCUAGUGUAUAGUUUGUUUUGCUUAAAUUCAAAAAGCUUUAAUUUUAAGGAUUUUUUUAGGGAUAAUGUUUAAUACUUGUAAUAUAAAUAAAUCGUCCUAGCCGUA